AUGACCGUGUCUGAAAUCCCGUUCUACGACUGCAUCGUCCUCAAUGGCACCGUAGUGACCGCCGCAGAUAUCGGCCGCUACGAUCUGGCCAUCAAGGAUGGGAAGAUCAUGCUGCUUGCGCCGGCGGGCCAUCUCGCCAGGACUUCGGCAACGCGUGUGAUUGAUGCAGAGGGUGCCUAUGUGAUGCCCGGAGGCAUCGACGCUCAUGUGCAUCUUGCAGAGCCUCCCCUGUUUGGAAAAGGCCGCACUGCCGAUGACUAUACAACCGGCACAAGAUCUGCUGUCGCCGGAGGAACAACUACUAUUGUCAGCUUUGCGCCGCAGGAGAAGUCGGAAUCAUCACUGCUGGACGUGCUCAACACAACAGCCGAGAAGGCGGCAGACCAGGCAUACUGCGACUACUCAUUCCAUCUGCUCAUCUCGAAUCCAACGGCCCAGGCCCUCGACGAAUUUACUGCGCUCCGCGAGCGCGGCAUAUCCUCGAUUAAAAUCUAUAUGACAUACGAGGCACUCCAGUUACGGGAUAACCAGAUCCUGGAUGUGCUCCUCCGAGCCCGUGAGACGGGAAUCACGACCAUGAUCCACGCUGAAAACGGGGACGUCCUGAGUUGGAUGACCAAGCAAUUGGAGGAUCGCAAACUCCUGGCGCCCAAAUACCACGCUACUUCCCGACCCCAGAUUCUGGAGAGCGAGGCCACCAACCGAGCGAUUGCGCUGGGCGAGUUGAUUGAUACCCCCAUCUUAAUCGUCCACGUGUCUUCCCCCUCUGCUGCUCAGGUCAUCCGGCAAGCGCAGACCAAAGGCCUGCCCGUCUAUGCUGAAACUUGCCCACAAUAUCUUUUCCUCACCCGGGAUGACCUCGAUAAGCCUGGUUUCGAGGGUGCCAAAUGCGUCUGCUCGCCUCCGCCGCGCCAAGGUCCCGAAGACCACGAGGCGAUCUGGGCCGGUUUGAAGAAUGGAACCUUCACCAUCCUCUCGUCCGACCAUUGUCCAUUCAUCUAUGACGAUGCCGAAAGUGGCAAGAAGGCUGCCAUCACCCCGGAGUUCCCGGAAGGCCAUUUCAAAUAUAUCCCCAACGGCUGCCCGGGUGUCGAAACGCGUCUAGCGCUCACUAUGAGCGCCGAUCGCCUGACUCCGCAGAAAUUUGUCGAACUGACUAGUGCCAAUCCUGCUAAGCUCUACGGGCUUUAUCCCCGGAAAGGUGCCCUGAUUCCCGGCCUGUCUGAUGCUGACUUGGUCAUUUGGUAUCCGUCGGAUACCUUGGAGCCAUUUCCGAUCACAAAUUCUGCACUGCACCACAAUGUCGAUUACACGCCGUAUGAAGCGAGGAUGAUUUCGCAAUGGCCACGAUAUACAUUGAUCAGAGGAGAGGUGGUGUGGGAUCGAGAUAAUGGAGGUGUUGUCGGAAGAAAGGGGUAUGGUCAAUUCAUAAAGAGAGACCGCAGCUCUCUAACAAACAGCAAUCCUUCACCUUGGACGGUAGAGAGCUUUUAG
Messenger RNA from Talaromyces atroroseus, 1494 nucleotides. RefSeq lists its product as hypothetical. Gene Ontology annotation, cellular component: cytoplasm. The record is from RefSeq and is a predicted model, not a curated record. Bases 1 to 1494 code for a protein of 497 amino acids. The transcript is spliced from 3 exons. Gene Ontology annotation, molecular function: hydrolase activity, acting on carbon-nitrogen (but not peptide) bonds. Lineage: Eukaryota; Fungi; Ascomycota; Eurotiomycetes; Eurotiales; Trichocomaceae.